AUGUGGUCGCCUGGAACACACGUCCAAUACACCGACAACAUCAACCGCAUUCAAUCCCGACUGAUCUCGAACGCCAACGAAUUCUUCGGCAAGAAAGCCUGCGCGCCUAUCUUUGAGGAUCCUGUCCCUGAAGUUUUGACCAUGCUGAACAAGCUGAUGUUCUCGACGUCGGUGUACGCGACGCAAGAGCUAGACGAGCAAGAUCUAUUCGCUCGAAUUGACCCUGGACUACAGAUCAGCUACGAUGUCCAGGGGCUUAGAAUCGAUGCCCAGCCUGUCUUUCAGACAAAAUGGGUGUUCUUCUGGGGUGCGGCGGCCAUACAAAUUUUAUGUGUUGUGGUUGUGUUGAGUACGUUUUGGGAUUUUUGGAAAUUGGGGAGGGCUGCCAGUCUGAGUCUUUUGGAGAUUGCGAGGGCUUUUGAUGCGGAGUUGACCAGGAGCCAUGGUUGCGCAUAUCCCGAGGGAUGGAGGCUGGCGGAGAUGCAAGAUAUAGGAGAGAGGAGGGUUCGAUAUGGGCUCGUCGGCAAGCAUGGCAGGUUGGGCUUUGGUGACAUCGAUACGGUUAGACGUCCAGAUAGAGGGAGCACAUUCGCAGGUUAG
This is a messenger RNA of Zasmidium cellare ATCC 36951, 600 nucleotides long. RefSeq lists its product as uncharacterized. The coding region runs from base 1 to 600 and encodes 199 amino acids. The transcript has a single exon. The record is from RefSeq and is a predicted model, not a curated record. NCBI's taxonomy places the organism in Eukaryota, Fungi, Ascomycota, Dothideomycetes, Mycosphaerellales, Mycosphaerellaceae.